Aspergillus pseudoviridinutans is the source of this 864-nucleotide messenger RNA. RefSeq lists its product as uncharacterized. Bases 1 to 864 code for a protein of 287 amino acids. The record is from RefSeq and is a predicted model, not a curated record. The transcript has a single exon. Lineage: Eukaryota; Fungi; Ascomycota; Eurotiomycetes; Eurotiales; Aspergillaceae.
AUGGCCGAACGACCCAGACCGCCACUUCUCAGGCGCGUCCUGACAGCAAUCAUCGACCCGGUUAAUCGCGAGGAACAGGGCUACCCUCGUUACCCUACAAUGCAGGGACUCCACGACCCAGAAAACGAGGGUCUAUCCAUGGGGUCCGCAAAUAAUCCUCAACUCACCCGCCGCCUGACGGUAGCCACAACCCACGCCAGCACCCUGAUCCCCCCGUCAGACAAACUGCUCGUUUUCCGGGCUCUCACCGGCAUCGACAUCGUCCCGGCCCUAGCAAUCCCGCACCAUCACCCGCGUAGCGCACCCAACAUUGGCAUCUACACGCGCGUCGUGCGCGCCGAGCAAGCCGCCGCACAGCGCCACCAGUUUUUCAGCAUCCUCAUGAACACCUGUCUGGGCAUCCAGAUCAUUGUCGCCGCCUCGCUGACAGCCCUCGGCGCUGCGCGCGGGCCCCACAAUGCCGUCACGGCGUUUGGCGCCAUCAACACUAUCAUGGCGGGUAUCCUGACCUAUCUCAAGGGGUCUGGGCUGCCCGAUCGUUUGAAGCACUACCAGAACGAAUGGCGGAAUAUUCGAGAGUAUAUCGAGCAGCGCGAGCGCGAGUUCUGCCUCGACGGUUGCCAGCUGGAUGUUCAGGAGGAGAUUCUUUUCAUCGAGAGCAUGUAUGAGGGUGUCAAGCGGGAGAUCGAGGCGACCAAGAGCGGGGAGAAUCGCUCGAUAGCUGGACCGGGGCAGGUUCGUCGGUCGUUUCUGCCGCAGGCGCGGGCACCUGAACCACAGCAGCCUGGAAGGCCUGAUGCAGGCAGCCCGGUGUCUGUUCCUGAGGCGGUAUUGGAGAAGAACCCGCACUAUGUGCGGGCUUGA